Messenger RNA from Magnusiomyces paraingens, 3549 nucleotides. RefSeq lists its product as uncharacterized. The transcript has 2 exons. The coding region runs from base 1 to 3549 and encodes 1182 amino acids. NCBI's taxonomy places the organism in Eukaryota, Fungi, Ascomycota, Dipodascomycetes, Dipodascales, Dipodascaceae. The record is from RefSeq and is a predicted model, not a curated record.
AUGAGACUCAAUACAGGGGCUUUGCGGUCUUCAAAAGAUAGAUCAGCGUCUGCCCGAGCUGGAGAUGAUUCUCACCUGCCAACUGAAAUGCCUCAUAUUGAAGAUUUUUUCUUUUCAAAUAUAAUAUCUUCUGCUGCAGUUGAUGAGUCUAACUCGUUUCAUGAGUCGCUGGUUGAUCUCAUCGAUAACUAUCGGUCUGAUUUGAGCGUGGAACUUGAUUCUAUGAGAAAAGCUCAGCAAGGAAUCACAAAGCAAAUGGCCGAUGUAGAUCGUCUAGCUCAAACAACUUUAGGUGCUACACAAGCUAGAAUUGCUCAUUUACAAUCAGAUCUUUAUAAUCUACGUCAUGUUAAUAAUUUGGCCUUAGCAGCUCGAAAAACACAGGAAUCAAUAGCAAAUAUUCUUGAGUCCUUGCAACAAAUUGACUCGGUACUCCCGCCACACGAGCGAUUAUGUCCACAAAUGUCUCCCCACAAAAAACACUACCCAAGAUUACAUUUGGCUUUACAGAAAAAUAGCAAUAAUAGCCUUUUCUCUACGCCUGAUGACUAUCUUAGAAAAUCUACGGGAAGACGACGGGCCAAAAGCAAUUCAAGCAGAGCCGCAUCUGCAUCUUCAGGGAAAUCACGCAGGUCUCUAGGAAGCAUCGAAGGAGUAAAACCAACAAACAAACUCAUUGUUGAAGGAUUGCAAAUCCCCUCAUUCAGUCCCGAUAAUAACAGCUGGCCCGCAAAUAAUCACAUUCCACGUCAACAAUCACCAGAAUUAGAUAAUUCAUUUCCUAUUAAAAUACAAACUAAUGUUACAGAAGGAUCGUCUAAUGAACCGGUAUCUAACGAUGAAUUUGAGCUUAACGAAACCUUUUCUCCUAUUCAAGGAUCAUCUCAAACAGAUCUUCCAGGUAUUCUUAACGAAUCCGAAGCAACUACUACACUUUCGCCAACAACCAUGUCUUCCACAACUCGUUCGCAAGAGAUAUUUUCUCUCAGUAGCACACCAGCGUCAUCGUCAUUUGUAUUAAGUUCUCCUUCCAUUAAAGCAUCCAGCUCAUCUAAUACUAUUUCAAAAGCACUUAAAGACACACCAGGUAAAGAUUUAGAAUAUAUUCUUUUAUCACAUUCAAAUAAAUCUGAAAAUGAUUUGAAAAUACCGCUUUCAGAUUUCAACUCUGCUGAACCAGAACCUUCUUUAAAUCAAGCUUUUGGCCAGCUGCGAGAGCCUUUUGAACUUUCAAAUUUAUCAUCACUUAAUGAGCUUGAUGAUAUGACAGCAGCAGUAGUGCCAACAGAAUUUAACAGUCAACAUGAUUCUUCUACUAACCCACCUGAUGUGUCAAAUGAAGAAGAUGAAUCUAAAAUCAUUGAAAUAGAUAAAAUUCCUUUCUCAGAAAAUGUAUCUCUUACAAACGAGAGCUCUCAAAGUUUUCCAGAAAAUCGGAAUAAACUAAGAAACAUGGAAUCUACUUUUAAACGUUCAGCGGGUGAUGACAUAAUUUCCGAGAGAUAUGAAGAAUCACAAAAAUCAGUUAUUUCUCAACAAAUAAAGGAAGCUUCUGAUCAUGACCCAAAGCUCGAAUCAACUACAAAAAAUGAAAAUAAAAAUGAAAUUCUUGGAGGGAAUACUGGGGAUUCUGGAACUUUGAAGCAGCAAUCAGAGCAUUGUAACGGUCUAGAUAAACAAAGAAUCGGUGAGCAAAUUACUCAACCAGUUUUGGUGGCAAAGGAUUUGGAAACCUCCGAGGAACAGGUGACUUUACCUAAAAUUAAUCAAGAAUUCAUAUCUGCAAAUGAGCCUUUACCACAAUCAGAGUCAGAACUAGAUACUGAAAGUUUGUUCGAGGGUAGUAAAAGUUUGCCGGAUUCUUUGGUUUUAGAAAAUAAAAUUCAUGGCGAGUCCCAAAAGCUUACUAGACCUGUUGAUAAUUUAACUGACAAACUUAUUGAAACAAAGACAGAAGAUGAGUUAACGAAUAAAUUCAGAAAUAAUGAUGAGUCACAUGAAUAUUCAAGUAGAAUUGGCUUAAAAGUGAAUAGCUCAAUUGCCGCAACAGGAACUGUUAUUGUCAACACAGAAAAUUCUUGUGCUGUUGAAAUAGAGGAACCACCAAUUAAGAACAAAGAUAAUGAUUUGACUACUGAAGCAGAAGUGCUUUCUGAUAAUGAAACAAAAUAUUUAUUAACUGAUGGGGCAGAAAGUUUGUUAGGUACUCACCUGGAAAUUUCAUCUAUAACUAAAGUAAAAAGUGAUCUAGCAGGUGAAGUUAAGAAUUUUUUGAACUCCUCAGAAAAGAACUCUGUUUCAGAAUCAGCAGCUCCUUCUGAUGCUAAGAUCAAUGAUUCUUCUAUUGCUAAGAUCAAUGAUUCUUCUAUUGCCAAAACAAAUAAAUCUUUUGUCCACACAGAGAAUCUAUUAGUCACUGAAACUACUAGUCAUUUUAGUACCGAAGAAGUUCCUGUUAAUUCAGGAAGUUUAGUUUCUGAUGAUCUAGAGAGCUCCUUUGUUACUAAAGCGGGAAAUUUGGUUCAACAUGAGAACACUUCUAAAGCUGAACUUCAAGAAUUAUCUACCAUUAAAAUUACACUAGCUGCGAAAGAAGAGGAAGAAAGCACAGCUCUUACAAAUUCACAAGGGUCAUCAGUUAUUGAAGAAGAGCCUUCAGUUGAUGAGCCUCCAGUUAAGAACGAAUCGCUUCCUAUUUCUAAAAAUGAAAAUUUGCUUAAUGAAGACCUUCCUGUUACUAAAGAAAACCUUAUGGCUGUUGAAAAAGAGAACAACUUAAUCAUACCUACUAAAGCAUCUGGACUUUCAGAUAUUGAACUCGAAACUGAUACAAUAUCUGAAAUCGGUUCUCCCGUACAAGCAGCAAUUUCAUCUAACAUUGAAACAGUUCAAGCGAAAACAUCACUCGAUUCUAAGGCAGAAGAUUCUAUUUCUGGUGAUGCUUUGAUCAAAUCAGCAUUACUUAUCAAGGUAUCCUCUAAUACGACCUUUACGCCUGAAUAUAGUUCGGACCCUUCAACACACGAUGUAAGUGCUUCCUUGAACUCUGAAGAAACACAAAUUGGUGGAGAUGACUAUAAUAAGUAUGGGGAUCUUGAGCUGGCCUCGCCCCUGUACAUGCCUGCGGUUAAGGCUGCACCAGCAGUGGCUGCAACUGUUGUUGUUAGUGGAAUAGAGUGCUAUUCUCCUGUUGCCGGAACAUUUUCAGUACCAAGCACUAGUAGUGUCCAAGUUUCUGGAAACAUUGAUGGUAACGUAACGAACAAUGAUGUGGGUAAUACUAGUGCUAGCAUUUUUAACGGCGAGGAGGGUAGUAGCUCUGUCUUAAAAAAGCAUGCUUCCUUACGUGAAACGUUUGCAUCUUUGGGGGUGGUUGCUGAAGCCAGCGCACCAGUUGUGGGGACGUCAUCAGGGUCUGCAGCAGCAAAACUAGUCAUGUUGUCAUCAUCGACUUCACCGUCGUCAAUUUCAACGGCUGGACCUGAACAAGACAAUGGAAAUGCAAGCGCUGCGCGCAAAUACCUAGGAGGCUUAUUUGCCAAAAAGUGA